AAUACAAAACAUGCGGGGAAAGUUAAAGAAAGGUCUUAAACGACCAAAUAAUAAUCACAAAAUCGGUGCCAUGUCUCGAAAUGACAGAUUUCCUAAAAAUAAUAGGUUCAUUCAGAGAAGCAAACAAAUGGAGGAUUUACAUAGAAAGGAACACCAAUUGCGGAGAACUGUCGUUCAUGAUUCUGUGUUAGAGGUCGAUGAAUCCUUGUUGCCAAAUAUACCAGAUGAGACAGGAUUCUAUGAAAAACUAGUGCUAGAGUACAAUCACAUAGGCCCUACACUCAGCGGUAGCCAUUCCACCUCGAAUGUUAAAGAACACAAAAACGUUGAUAAUUCAUCAAAACUGGUUGGCGAGAGGGACGAAAAAAAAUGUCUGGAUGAGCAAAAAAAUUCGCUUAACAUAGAUGUCUACAAAUCAUUCACAAGACAUUUUAAUAUGGAACUAACUUCAGAAGAUAUUGAAAAUCUAAUAACAAAGGAAGGAAAUUCAACUGAUUGUCAUUGGGAAGGAUUAGGAAAUUUAAAAAUAGAUUUUCCUAAUUUAAAUCUAGAUUCGAACAUAAUAGCAGAUUUUGGCAAAAAUCAACCUCCAAAGAUAGUGCAAGUAGCCGAUAUUCAGCAUUUGGAAGUAAAGACGUCAAUAUGUGGUCAUAUGGAAUUCCCGCUCACUCAGUUACAGUCGGAACUCUUCAAUAUAUUGACCCGUUACAUAGAUAUUUAUUACCCUUACCGAUCACAUUGUAAUGCUGAAGAGAUACGUUAUAUAUAUUGCAUUCAUAUGCUAAAUCACUUGUUAAAGAGCAGAUCGAUCAUUCUGCGUAACAACGAAAAAGUAGCAGCGCUGGCAAAGAGUUCAAAAUUGCCGCCAAGUGAAAUUUCAAUACCAGAAAUCUAUCGAGAUCAAGGACUAAAGCGAAUGAAGGCCCUUAUCAUUGUGCCUUUCCGAGAAUCGGCGCUAAAAACAGUUAACAUAUUAACUCAGUUGUUAUUUGGAGCGGAAGCAGAAAUUAAUAAGAAAAAUGGCAAGAUUGCAAAAUAUGAGCGCUUUGUUGAAGAUUAUUCGGGUAACACGAUGUAUUUUCCGAAAACAAAUCCAAAACCCCUUGAUUAUGAGCGAACAUUCAGCGGCAACACAGAUGACAACUUUAAAAUGGGCAUCCGAUUCACUAAAAAAUCCAUAUCCUUAUUUGCUGAUCUGAACUCAUCCGACAUAUUAAUAGCUUCUCCUUUGGCUCUGCGAAUGCUUAUAAACGAUAAGGACCAAGAUUAUGAUUUUUUAAACUCAAUCGAACUAUUAAUCAUCGAUCAAGCUGAACUCUUUCUAGCACAAAAUUGGGAAAAUCUAUUAUUCACUCUUGACCAUCUUCACAUGCAACCACAAAAAUUUCCUGACACAAAUUGCCAACGCGUUCGAACAUGGUGCCUGAAUGGGUCAUCAAGAUUUUACCGCCAAACUCUUCUGUUCUGUUCACAUGAUCUUCCAGAGUUUCGAGCAGUUCUCAGCAAUAAGUGCCACAAUUUCGAAGGUAAAAUACGCUUCACCAAUAUGGUUGAUCAUGGUGAUAUACGUAACGUGCUGACACCAAUUCAGCAAGUAUUUCGACGCGUCAACUGCAGCACUGUUGAAAGCAUUUUUGAAGAUCGGUUUCAGUACUUCGUCAAUGAGAUACUGCCGCAAUUUACUGGACCCAACCACUCUCAUUGUAUGUUGUACGUUCCAAGCUAUUUUGACUACGUACGAUUACGAAACCAUUUUAAAAAAGAAAUGAUUAGUUUUGUGCAAAUAAGUGAAUACACAAAAAAGGAAAAAGUCUCUCGAGCUAGAGACAUAUUUUUCCACAGCGGUGCACCAUUUUUGCUUUACUCAGAACGUGCGCAUUUUUUCCGACGUACUCGCAUAAAAGGAAUCCGCCACCUAAUCAUGUACCAGCCACCUAAUUUUCCUAAUUUUUAUUCUGAGCUAAUCAAUUUAAUGCUUGAAUCCAAUCAGAACCCCAGAGAUGGUCUGAGGGACUCUAUGAGCGUCACCAUACUCUAUACCACAUAUGAUCUUCUCAGCUUAGGUAACAUCGUCGGUAGUGAAAAUGCAGUGCGCUUAGCAAAAGGGAAUAAAAAUUCUUACCUUUUCUCCACUAAUCAGUAAAAAUAUGACUAUAUUUUGAAAAAAAAAAAUAGUAUUUAAAAUUUUAAAUACAUAGUAAAUAUUAACAAAUUGUUGUUCUGAAAGAAAAUAAUAAAUUAAGUGGAAUUAACUAUAUAAAUAGGAA
Messenger RNA from Scaptodrosophila lebanonensis, 2267 nucleotides. Its product is annotated as digestive organ expansion factor homolog. Lineage: Eukaryota; Metazoa; Arthropoda; Insecta; Diptera; Drosophilidae. The coding region runs from base 11 to 2143 and encodes 710 amino acids. Gene Ontology annotation, molecular function: U3 snoRNA binding; rRNA binding. The record is from RefSeq and is a predicted model, not a curated record. The transcript is spliced from 3 exons. Gene Ontology annotation, cellular component: small-subunit processome; nucleolus. Gene Ontology annotation, biological process: maturation of SSU-rRNA from tricistronic rRNA transcript (SSU-rRNA, 5.8S rRNA, LSU-rRNA).